AGGGGGCCAGCAAUGAACAAGCUGCGCCAGAGCCUGAGACGCAAGAAGCCAGCCUACGUCCCGGAGGCGAGCCGACCUCACCAGUGGCAGGCGGAUGAAGAGGCCGUGCGCAAGGGGCGCUGCAGCUUCCCAGUCAGGUAUCUGGGGCACGCUGAGGUCGAAGAGUCCCGGGGCAUGCACGUGUGUGAAGAAGCUGUGAAGAAGCUGAAAGCGAGUGGCCGCAAGUCGGUGAAGUCCGUGCUGUGGGUCUCGGCAGACGGGCUGCGUGUUGUGGAUGACAAGACCAAGGAUCUCAUUGUGGACCAGACGAUUGAGAAGGUCUCCUUCUGUGCUCCGGACCGGAAUUUUGACAAGGCCUUUUCCUACAUCUGCCGGGAUGGCACCACCCGCCGCUGGAUCUGCCACUGCUUCCUGGCGCUGAAAGAUUCGGGUGAGCGCUUGAGCCACGCCGUGGGCUGCGCCUUCGCAGCUUGCCUGGAGCGCAAGCAGAAACGGGAGAAGGAGUGUGGUGUGACGGCCUCUUUCGACGCCACCCGCACCAGCUUUGCCCGGGAGGGCUCCUUCCGCUUGCCGGGCCCUCCGGCCUCUGCUACCCGCUCCUCGGGAGCAAGGCCCCCACAGGAUAGGAAGAAAGCUGAAGCCGCCGUGGUGCCCGUAGCCGCUGCCCCAGCUCCGGCCCAGCCUGGCAGUGCCUCUCCUCCUCAAGGGGCCACCUCGCCAGAGGAGAAGGCUGAGGCGGGGGGCCCGCACGCCAUCCCGCGCCGCCAUGCCCCCCUGGAGCAGCUGGUGCGGCAGGGCUCCUUCCGGGGCUUCCCCACCCUGAGCCAGAAGAACUCGCCCUUCAAGCGGCAGCUCUCCUUGCGGCUGAGCGAGCUUCCCUCCACGCUGCAGCGCAAGGCCCUUGCGGGGGACACGGUAUUGGAGCUGAUCUCUGCUGCCAACGGGGACUCGGACAGCAUCAGUGCCCAGGGCGACACAUGCUUCUCCCAGCCAACAGGGGAGCCCCCCGGCGCUGCCCCCGCCAAUGGGGCCAUGGGCAGUGCCCCUGCUGCGGUGCCCACGGAAGGAGGAAGCACAGGUCCCGCCGCAUGGUCAGACUCCUCCGUGGGAGCCCCGCCCAGCCCCCCGUUCCAGCCCGGGCACAAGCGGACACCGUCGGAGGCUGAGCGCUGGCUAGAGGAAGUUGCCAAGGCGGCCAAAGCCCAGCAGCAGGCGGCGGUUGCCGUAGCGGCGAUGCCCGCUCCUCUGCCCGCCUUUCCUCUGGGCUAUGACGCACCCGCCCCGCCCAUGGGCGUGUUCGUGACGCCGGCUUUCAUGCCCAUGGGCCCCGCCUACCCAUCAGGAGUGCCAUACGCCGCUGUCCCCAGUGUGCCGGUGGUGGGCAUCACCCCCUCGCAGAUGGUGGCCAAUGCCUUCUGCUCUGCCACGCAGACCCCUGCCGCCACCAUGGGGGCCAAGGCCAGCCCGUUCCCACAGAGUCUCCUGGGGCCGGCGCGGCCCAAGCCCAACGGGAUGGCAUGGCCCCCCGAGCAGGGGCAGCUGGUGGCGCCCGCCCCACGCCAGGAGCCCCCAGACCCUUUUGAAGCACAGUGGGCAGCCCUGGAGGGCAAGGCCCCUCCCUCCGCCCCCAAGCCCUUCUCUGGCGACCAGCAGAAGACCUUCGAGAUUGAACUGUGA
Molecule: messenger RNA, 1677 nt
Organism: Euleptes europaea (tarantolino)
Lineage: Eukaryota; Metazoa; Chordata; Lepidosauria; Squamata; Sphaerodactylidae
Gene: NUMBL
Product: NUMB like endocytic adaptor protein
Exons: 9
Coding region: 13-1677 (554 amino acids)
Source: RefSeq, a predicted model, not a curated record